AUGCCUCUGAAAGAUCCAGACCUGAACGUCAAGAAAGACAAGAGCUUCGCUCAUGUGCAUGACAGCCUGUCUCUCCUCUUGGAUGCUCUCAAUGAAACAUCCUUCGCUGAUCCCUCCAGCCCCUUUGCGCGUCAGUCAAACUUGUCACGACGAGACGUUCUCGAGGAGCUGCUGAGAAUCUCGCUCAGCGAAGGGAGGGUGUGGAAUGGCGAGUUCAUCGACGACGCCUGCAAGGAAACAUUUGCACAUGCCGCAAGGAUGAAGAAAUCAGUGACGAGAAGCAUAACGCGAGAAGAGAUAAGCGAUAGGAGUGUUGCUCUUCUGCUCGCCAUCGCAAAGAAGGACAUCCUCCCGGUUCAGCUCCUGAGCAUCAAGGUGAUAUGGAGUUUGACGAAAGACUUGAGAGCUUGCAACAUCGUGUGUGCCAAUGGCGGGCUGAAGUACCUUCUACAACUGCUCAAGGAGGGAGAAAGUCCCACCAACGAGCAUCGGCAAACAGCGCUGGACGUGCUGCAGAACGUGGCGUGUAAGAACCCAGCUCGCAUCAUCGUCGGGGGAGGAGUGGAGCUCAUGAUGAGGAUCAUUCGGUUUGGCAAUCGAUCGCUGCAAGUGAAAAGUAUCAUGUGCUUGCGAAACAUGACGCUGAAAGAGCCACAUGCAGUCAUCCCUUACGGCGUCAUAGUCAGCACGCGGCCUCUUGUCGACGAGUUCUCAGCAGAGCUGGGUAUGCGCAAGGCAGACAGCAACAUGAUAGCUGGGAUGCUGCAGAACGUGGGGCUCUUCUUCGAGUGCCCUCACGAUGCGUAUCACGACGAGCUCAGGGACACAACCCAGCUGGUCAAAUCGAAAGCGUUUUUGAGCCCCUUCCUCCUCUUGACGGACAUGAAGGGCAAGAAGGUAACCGACGUCUUUCAGCCUUCGCUGCUCUUCGUCUCGCAUCGAUUCGGUUUCGAAAGCGCAAGCGACGGAGAGUUCAAGAAACUUGUUGACUCAGCUGAACGGCUCGGAUGGAAAGUGACAGUCAGCGCGCAAGAGAUAAGCAGCUUGACCUUCGCGUAUCGCGUGACUUCAGACCCCUCGAUAUUCACAAGGCAGUAUGACCUCUGCGUCGUCAAGCUGGGAGACACACAGGAGCAAGACGCUUCUCAGCUUCGAGUCUGCCUGUGCCCCACCAACAGCACGGCCGGCGUGAUGGGCCUGAGGAGAAGUGAGGCUCAGUUUGACGAGCAGAGCAGCCCAGCACAUCACUUUGCCGUCAAUUGUCACGAGGAAUGCGGACUGAGCGACAUGUCCAAGUCGAUCCCGAGAUCCUCCAGACGGCUUGACGACACUGUUGACGUCGUUAGCAUGCCAACCAACGAGAUGUUGUUCCACCAGAUGCGGAUAGAGAUGGGAGGGACCUUGGAGGUUAUGAUCGCUAUCCACACGUUGGAAAUGGCGACGCCUCUGCCAUUUGCGUCCUCGAGUUUAUCUCUCGUUGCAAUCUAUGACGGGGAGGAAAUUUUCUCAACUGCGAUCAAAACAUUCAGCUCUGAGGUUGCUCAGCAUUUGCCGCCCUUCCCAAUCGUAACAUCUGCCAUGCCUGUGGCAACUAGACUGACAUGUGCCUAA
Molecule: messenger RNA, 1611 nt
Organism: Guillardia theta CCMP2712
Lineage: Eukaryota; Cryptophyceae; Pyrenomonadales; Geminigeraceae
Exons: 1
Coding region: 1-1611 (536 amino acids)
Source: RefSeq, a predicted model, not a curated record